Molecule: messenger RNA, 611 nt
Organism: Amoebophrya sp. A25
Lineage: Eukaryota; Dinophyceae; Syndiniales; Amoebophryaceae
Source: the annotation of a GenBank genome assembly
AAGACGCGCCCCGGCGGCUAUCGAUAUGCCCUGGCUGUUGUGGAGUGGUUUCCCGCAUAUUCACUAACCGCUCCCCUGCGGAGAAAGCUCGCGGACGAAGUCGGGGCCGCUCUUGGCGACAUCUGUCCCUUCAUCGGCCUCCCGGGCGCGGUCGCUCGCGAUAACGGCCAAGCGCUUGCGCGUCUGAAGGACUUCGCCAAGGGAAGAAUCUAACGACCGCGCAGGACACUCCCAAACUAUGGCGAAGGCUUUGCAACUAACAAGACGGCCGCCAAUGCUCCGCGUUUGCGCGCUCCUUGGUUUCACUCCCCUCGCUUUCGGUCUAAUCUCGGCGAACGGAACCGCGGAACGAGCUGUGGGCAAAAUUAGGCGUGAGCCUACCAAACAUCAGGCCGCAAAGGGAAUCCCUGCAGAGCAGUGGCCUGAAGCUCUCAAGCCGGCCACCUUCAGGAUAAACAACAGACGCUCGGAAUGCGGCCGGGGAACGAGUCCGCGCGCCCUCAUCUUCGGCCGACGGCUAACGCCCCCGACCGCAUUUCGAACGGACACCGAAGGAGCCCGCGACCCUCCCGCCAACGAUGAAGGCGCCGAAUUCGUGAGCGAUGUCCCGG